AUGGAAGUUGCAAUUCAAAGAGAUUCAAGCGAAGAUGUUCUCAAAACUAGAUUGGGAACAUGCGAGAAAUGCGGUGCUCAAGAGGCUAGGUACAGGUGUCCUCGCUGCGAAUUCAGAUCGUGUUGCUUGCAGUGUGUCAAUCUCCACAAGAAAGAGUUUGAUUGCGAUGGGAUUCGAGACAAGACUCGAUUCAAAUCCUUGUCUCAAUUUACAGAAUUGGAUCUAUUGAGUGAUUACCGAUUGCUGGAAGAAGCAAGCAGAUCAGUUGAAAGUUACUACAGAGAUGUCAGCAAAAGAAGUACACGAGUCAAUCAAGAACUCCCAACACAUCUUCAUAAACUGAGGUGCACUGCAGCCCAACGAGGAGUCACACUUAGAUUUUUGCCCCCAAACUUUACUCGCCACAAACACAAUACAACCUAUCUGGACUGGAAAACCAAAAAAAUAGAUUGGAAAGUGGAAUGGAAAUUUGUGUGGAAGGAUGUCACAACUGUUGAAAAUAGAGUUCCCGAAAAUGAGCUUCUUCGGGAUGUUUUCACGAAAACCUUAGAAGCCAAUUCCAAAAAUGUUUCAUUGAAUGAAUCCGAUUUAAACAAGGUGCAAAUAUUCCUGGCGGCCGAACACACACCGGGCCAGAAUGGAAGGUUCCAUCUAAUUAGUCUAGACAAGACGUUGGCAGACAAUCUCAAGGGAACUGUUAUUGUGGAACACCCCAUCUUCCAAGUAGUAUUAGACCCAGCAGAUGAAUAUCCUUUGAUCGGCACUCCGGUCAGGGUCAGAGAGCCAAAAGCGAAGGUGGAAAGAAUUGCUGGAGAGACCAACAGCAGUGGCGACAAUAACGAGCAAGACGGCCCAGAUGGCAAAAAACAGAAAUUAACCUUUUUUGACGUUUCAGAUGGUGAAGAACACAGCGAGUCUUGAGAAUAUUUACGUCGCGCACAAUUCCAUUUCUGUAUCUGUUUAUUCGAGUAUAGAAAGGAACGAAUAAAGAACACAAAAAUGA
Messenger RNA from Daphnia pulex (common water flea), 1003 nucleotides. Its product is annotated as box C/D snoRNA protein 1-like. The transcript has 5 exons. Gene Ontology annotation, biological process: snoRNA localization; box C/D snoRNP assembly; maturation of LSU-rRNA from tricistronic rRNA transcript (SSU-rRNA, 5.8S rRNA, LSU-rRNA). The record is from RefSeq and is a predicted model, not a curated record. Lineage: Eukaryota; Metazoa; Arthropoda; Branchiopoda; Diplostraca; Daphniidae. Bases 1 to 921 code for a protein of 306 amino acids. Gene Ontology annotation, cellular component: pre-snoRNP complex; nucleus.